Molecule: messenger RNA, 3281 nt
Organism: Boeremia exigua
Lineage: Eukaryota; Fungi; Ascomycota; Dothideomycetes; Pleosporales; Didymellaceae
Exons: 5
Coding region: 213-3281 (1022 amino acids)
Biological process (GO): transmembrane transport; metal ion transport
Cellular component (GO): membrane
Molecular function (GO): metal ion transmembrane transporter activity
Source: RefSeq, a predicted model, not a curated record
CACAACAGCCCGGCUACAUCUGCAGCUAUCUAUCAGCACGGCUCCUUAAGGCAAGUGGCUUACAUAGAGCACAAGAAGCGACCAAUCAGGCGAGACUUAUCCGUCGGACAGCUGAAUCCUGAUGGAACACAAGAAGGCGCGUGUGCACAAUCAGCGCGCAGCGUUUCUGAUGUUCAGUCGCAUCUCCGGCACGUCACAGCAGAUGGGCUUCAAUGUCAUCCUCAUACUCAGAUUAUGACAGCACGGGGAGCGAUACCGAUGUUCCCAAUGACCAUGUACUGGAGAUCGAUUUAGACAGCCUCGAGGCAAAAAACCUUGUUCGACGGGCCGCAUUCUCGAACCUUCACUCUAGCGGCGUCCGACCAGCGUACGAACAGUAUGUCAUAACGGCUUCAGUUCUUAGUCAUCCAGACAACAAGGAAGGGGAGGGGCCGAUGAUUCGUAUCAUCACGCGUACGAAUGACUCUGAACGCGCUACAGGUGAUGAGCGCUGGCUGCAUCUAGGGACAGAGUGCAUUUCUUUCCAAGAGUUCAAGAGAUAUGCGGCCAAUGUUGCUCUUGAGCAUCAUGCCGACUCCUUGCCCGUCGUUAUGUAUUUGUUAGACCACGUACAGGACCAUCACGAACAGCUUUCUGCUUACGGUAGCUAUAUCGAGCCGGGAACGGUACUGAGAUGCGAUGGCAUGGACCGACAUAAUCGCCAUAAGCCGGAUCACUUUGUCACGUUCAUUUCGUUUCCCUACUUCGAUACAAGCCACGGAUCGCCAUUCGAGCCACCUGAAGAUGCAUCGCUACAUCUGACUAGGAGUCUUUUCCAACAGUUUUAUCCACACGAGGUUGCCAAAGAUAGAGAUGAUAGUCAACAGUUCAAGAAGUUCAGACAGACUCGAGGCGGUGAGUACCUGCGAGUGCCUCAACUUUGGAUACUGAUUUUGGACUCCUCAACAAUCGUCACCUGCGGCCCGACUUCGCUCAAAGAAAUGGCACAGGCCUGGCUCGAAAUUAUCCCUGAAGUCAGCCUUGCUAGUACGACACAGAAGCUCGUACAGGUCACGGACACACGCAAGCGCACCACUGUUCUUACCCCUGAACAAUGCGAUUCGUACCUCGAACUCAAACGAAAGAUACAAGACGAAUGUCUAUUCGAUACAAAAGACGACAUCGAUCAAUGUACCAUCCAUGUUGGUGACAGCGAAUUAAUGCUGGACCCAAGCCAUUGGCCUUCCCUUCUGCGAGACACUCAGUCGGCAUUGAUCAAUCUGGUUAUUCGGCGCAGAAUUGCCGCUGAUACUCCGCCGGACGACACUCUGAAAUUCCUGGACGCGCCAGAGACGCGUUUGAUGAUCGAGUAUACAGACCUGGGGUCGGACGAUGAUUCGACUUCGGGAAGGGAGCUGAUACUGCACUCGAUGUCGUAUCGAUCACCGCCUAAAUAUCCAGUGCCAUCAGGCACUAGAGUCGAAAGUAAGAAAAGAUUGAAAGCCGCCGGUUCCGUGGGGAUUAAGGACGAAGCUUUGCAACAGAAUGACUCAGCGUUCUUCCAAGGGAAACAACCCAAGAUCUUUAGGCGUCCGACUGUUGCUGAAGACGAGUCUAAUGAUGGUCACACAAGCGUCUCGUCAUCUUCCAAUGCGAGAUUCGAAAACGGAAGUACUUCCGAGUCUCACACAGGAGAUUCGGAAAAUGAUGGUUCAGGUUCUCCCAUAGGCGCGAAACAUGUCCGGUUCCGAUAUGCACAAUCUGAUGAGCAGUGGGUCACGAACUCGUCAGCUGCUAGUCGGAGCGUGCGUACCAGAGACUUCGACUACAUUAGCGAUGGCAGUGAGGAAAAUACUGUUGCUGGUGCUGCAGACUCGGUCUCGGAGUCAUCCAGUACCAAUUACACCACACUUGUUGCCUCCAAUUCAGCUCUCAUAAAGUGGACUGACCCACUCAGAGGUAUCAGAGAAGCCGCUCUGGAGUCUAUCUCGAAGACUGUCAAUGAGCCCUACCAAGCAAGGGUGGAUGAUUAUGAGUCAUCGAUCAGCUCUGACGGAGGUAGUUCGCUCGCUGAUCAGGUCGAAAUCUUUCCAUUGGAGCCGAAUGGAAUGAGGAGUCGGACCAGCUCUCUCUCCCAAUCCGGUAGGCUUCGAGAUGACGAGCAGGUUACCGGGGAAGGUACUCAUCUAGGUGGUAGUGGAACUUCAGUCCAUGAUGAUGAUCCAAGCGGACCUGAAGAUGCCAGCACCCAAAGCGCUCCAGAAGAACAAACGAAGCCUCUGACCGAACAUGAGUUGAGAAAGGUCAUUCAAGAUGUAAUUGGCACAACUCUGAGAGACAACGAGAGCCAACUCGAAGAGACAAUGCGAACGAGACUCAGGAAAUUUGGAUUCCAGGAUAACCAGAUUGAGGCCAUGAUUAGUCCUGGGAAUGAGCAACCUGCGGGCUCUGGGAGACCUCCAUGUUACUCAACUUUACCGACAUCAUCUGGCUCGCUUGGCAGCCAAAAGCCGACCAAACGUAUUCUGCGAGAGGUUUAUCUAUGGAAAGACGAGUUGGAGAUAGUUGAGGCUGUGUUGGAGCAGCAGAUCGAGACCAUCAACGCUAUCAAAACAGUCCUGAACCCCGACUCUUUCCGGAUCACGAAUCAAGCUCGCAUAAAAGCUUAUAGAAUCCUGGAGCAGCCCUUCGCUAUCCAAGUCAAGGAACAAUUCGAAAAGGUCAUAAGGAAAGAGCUCCAGGCUCUAUAUAAAGAAGCAGACAAGCUGGCCGAAUCACUUCGUCAUAACAUCGAUAUUGCUGAGGAGGGUAACUCGAAAGCCAUCCUGAUCUUCACGCUUGUGACAAUCAUCUUCUUACCUCUCUCUUUCGUGUCUUCUGUAUUCGGGAUGAAUACCAUCGAUGUUAGGGACAUGGAAAGCACACAGACGCUCUUCUGGGCUGUCGCGCUUCCGGUGACCGCAGUCGUUGGCGGGUUGUCAAUGCUAGCUGCGUACGGUGGCCCAACACUACAUCGAUACUACAAAGCUUUGAAAAAGGUGCGGCUUGAGAUUCAUCCUGCGUUAAAGCGACCUGUCCGACCCAAUGAUGAGGAGAAGAUCAUUAUCGCCGAGAAUGACGACGCACCUGAGGCGAGAACCGUCAGGGGACGCAGAAGGCGAAGUUACAUCCAAGUUGCGAGAGGAGACUGGACACGAAGAAGUCGUGCUAGAAUACCAUCCCCAUCACCUCCACCACCUCCGCUCAGGAAACCUACACAAGAAGGGCGGAACGUCACGCUUGGCGACAUGUUGUUCCGCUGA